AUGGCACGCAAGGCACCACGGAGAAGCGUCAUUUACGGUACACUCCUGUUGUUUUUGUUAGUGGUGGUGUUCAUUGGUCAUUACUACCUGGACGCUGAUAUGGUAUUCCAAUCGAGUGAGUCCCACUCCAAUACACCAUUGGCCAAAAACACCAGCAGCAGGAAUACUGAUAGUCCAGACGCCACAAUGAUGAAGGAGUCUCUGCGCUACAUCCCACACAGCACCAUACAGACAUGGAGGGAGAGGGACUACCUCAUUGUGUUUGGCAUCCCAUCUGUGGAUAUUGAUUCGAGGCGGAGACGCCGUGAUCUGCAGCGGAAUACGUGCUGGCAGUUCCCCGGUGUUGCACGGAGGGCGAAUAACUUCACUGGUGCCAUGUUGGUGUUGUAUGUACUUGCACGGCACCCAUCACAGGGAUAUGAAUAUUCUGCUGCACUACUGAAGGAGGCUGCUCUGUGGCAUGAUAUCAUUACACUGCCGAUGAAUGAUGUCCUACCAAGUACAAAUAAAACAGUGGCCGGAAAAGGUCAUUGGGGUAUUGCUGCUGAGAUCACCAUGAGCCGCAAAACAUUCCUGUGGUUUGAUCUGUCUAUUCGCUUGUCGUUAAAUACAAGUUAUAUUGCAAAGGGUGAUGAUGACAUGUUCUUGCGCGUCCCACAGUUUUUAUCGGAUUUACGUUUACUGCCUCUCAAAGGAAUAUAUUGGGGUGUCCCUAUUCCUGCUCGAGUUACCAAAGGAAAUACAGAGUUAAGAUUUCGCUAUGCUGCUGGUGCCUGUUACACCCUCUCAAGGGAUGUUGCUGAACACUUUGUCUCUUACGAGCCAUUGAAACGUUUAGUGCAUCUCUCAUACAGCAAAGAACGCGAAGAGGAAUUUGUGUCACUCAAUAUGGAUGCGGAGGAUGUUAUGGUGGCGCGUGUAUUGUUUGUUGAGUCUCGUUACACUCCAUUAAUAUAUGUGAAUGAGUUACCAUGUCGAUUCCAAAAUAUCUAUAAUGGCGCUGGAGAGUUCACAGUAAACCCAAAAUCAGUUUUUAUUCACCAUUUACAAGAGGGUGAGUAUGCUAUGCUGAUGGAUAGGUUUGGGAAUGGUACGACGUACAGACCUAGGGUACGAAUCUUACCGAAGCGGAGGGUUAUCAAAUUCCUCUGUUAA
Molecule: messenger RNA, 1155 nt
Organism: Trypanosoma theileri
Lineage: Eukaryota; Euglenozoa; Kinetoplastea; Trypanosomatida; Trypanosomatidae
Product: UDP-Gal or UDP-GlcNAc-dependent glycosyltransferase
Exons: 1
Coding region: 1-1155 (384 amino acids)
Cellular component (GO): membrane
Molecular function (GO): hexosyltransferase activity
Source: RefSeq, a predicted model, not a curated record